Pseudoliparis swirei is the source of this 3096-nucleotide messenger RNA. RefSeq lists its product as uncharacterized. Bases 131 to 1360 code for a protein of 409 amino acids. The transcript is spliced from 6 exons. Gene Ontology annotation, cellular component: IRE1-TRAF2-ASK1 complex. Gene Ontology annotation, biological process: protein phosphorylation; mRNA processing; intrinsic apoptotic signaling pathway in response to endoplasmic reticulum stress. The record is from RefSeq and is a predicted model, not a curated record. NCBI's taxonomy places the organism in Eukaryota, Metazoa, Chordata, Actinopteri, Perciformes, Liparidae. Gene Ontology annotation, molecular function: ATP binding; protein serine/threonine kinase activity; RNA endonuclease activity.
AAAGCCGAUUUCCUUCAACUUCUUUGAGUCUUCAGAAACACAGAAAUGGCAACAAACCAGCAAGAGGUGGAGGGAACAGUUAGAGAAGCUGCAGGGCACUGAUGAAGGUGAAGUAAUCAGAAUUGGGAGCAUGAAAUAUGUGAAUGAUGCAAAAUUCCGCAUUGCAAAGGGUAGUGAUGGUACUGAAGUCUUCUUGGGGCUGAGAGAUGAUGGCACUGAAGUUGCCAUUAAGAGAAUGUCUAAAUCCAACUAUGAAGUACUGAAGAAUGAGGAGGGAUUUCUACGACUUCCAGAGCUUGAUCAUCAGUCCAUUGUGCGAUAUGUUGAUGCAGCGGAGGAUCAGAACUUUGGAUAUCUUGGUCUUCAACUUUGUGAAUGCACCCUGGAAGAAUACAUCAAAGAUAAAGAUGAUUCUCUGCUUUUGGAUAAACUUGUCCUUCAAGUCCUCAAGAGUUUACAGGUGCUUCAUUCUCGAGAUCCUCAAAUUCUCCACCGGGAUCUCAAGCCACAGAAUGUUCUGAUCGAUGUUCAGGGGAGGGCCAGACUGGCUGAUUUUGGCAUCAGUAGACGGCUUGUCAAAGAUCAAACAAGUUAUCGCACAAGCAGUGCAGGAACAAAAUGCUGGAUGGCGAAGGAGACUUUAGCAGAAGGAGACAUACCAUACAAGUCAAGCACUGAUAUACAGGUGGCCGGAAUGCUCAGUUAUUACAUCCUCUCUGGAGGACACCAUCCUUUUGGGGACCAAUCCUUUAAAGUUGAGAGCAACAUUUAUGAAGGACUCUACACUUUGGGCCACGUUCAAGACGUGGUGGCAAAGGAUCUCAUUGAGUGGAUGAUCGAUAAAGAACCAAAGAACAGACCUCAAGUGGAAGAAUGCUUGAGUCAUCCCUUCUUCUGGAUGCCUAAAAAGAGAGUUCAAUACCUCGUAAGGAUUGGCAACAAGGAUGAAGCGAAAAAGUCUCGAACGGCUGACCAGGAACUCCUUUGUUCAUUGGACAAAUGGGCCCCAGAGGGAUCCUUCAAACAGUGGAAAACAAAAUUUUCCUCCGAGUUGGUCAAAAAGAUGGACGGCAAUAACAAAGCCUACCCUGACAACACACUGGGAUUACUGCGCUUCAUACGGAACCUCGAUGACCACCGUGCCGUGGAGGCCGCUCAAGUUGACGUGUUGGAGCUAUUUCCUGAUCUCUUUGGAUGUGUUUUCAAGUUUGCCAAGACCAAAGGGUGGAAUUCAGAGAGCCCCUUGAAGGAAAUGUUUCAAAGAGAAGACAUCAGCAUCAGCUUUACAAAGCUGACAAUACGCCCUGAUGCUGAUCUGGGUGUCCCUGUUCAAGAGUCUCAACCCGGGGACCUGAAGUGAAGUUUAAAUCAAAAUGGCAGAAAGACUUUAAGCAGUCAGCGAUGGAAAAAACACAGACAAUUCUGAUGUUAUACUUUCUAAUCGUUGUGGUGUCUAGCCCAUGGCCCAUAGGAAGAACUUGGCAAAAAGACCGCACAGAAAUGAAGUCUAAUAGAUAUUUUUCACACAUUACAUUGUCUGACUUAUAAUAGAAGAAAAAGCACAUGUGUUAAUAAUAUCAUUAGCAAUGCCUCGGUUUCCAGUAAGCCGUGACAAGGACCCUGAAACCAGAGCAGCAAUGGAAAGCAGCCAUAAUUAAUUUUAUUAUUUUGUCUUUUUCCUAAUGUGACAUGUCUAUUAUACAGAGAACUAUUUUACAGAAAGUGACAGCAACAGUAAGUAUAUUAAAAAAUAAGGCUGUCGUACUAUUUUUAAGGGACAUUUUCUUUUCAUAUUAUGUCAUAUAUUGUAUCCCUUUACCAUUAUCCUACGGAACUAUUCUACUUUGAUUCCGUUCCCUUUUCAGAUGCUUGUAGUUGCUAGUUACUUCACAAAAUACCUAACUACUUCCACAUUUGAUUCUUUGUUUGAGAUGUUACUGUUAUUUUUUUCUAUCAUUACAAUUUUAAAUGUUAUAUUCUUGCUCAUUUCUGUGGUGGUUAAAAUGUUUCAAAUUGGGUGCUUCCAAAACAUAUAUACAUAGGGUGUAUUAAACUUUUACAUUGUCUUAUAUUAGGCUUAAAUUACAUCGACAAAGCUGAUUGAGAGGGCACACAAAGCUCUCUCCCUCAGACAAGGGUCAACACCGCCAGACAGAGAAAGACCCAGCGGCCUUGUGCUGUAAAAAUGAAAUAUUCUUGCUCAUUUCCAUGACAUUGCUUCAAUAUAUCGGUCGAAAAGACAACAAAGGAAUGGCUAUAAUGAACUGUAAAAUAUUAUAUCCUAUACUGAUUUCUUUCACAAAAAGGAAAAAUGUUGUUAUUACUUUUAGUUUUUUGAGCUAAUGGGCCUUAUCCCAUGACUUGUGACCAAAGCCUUUCAGAAUGAUUAUCAGAGGAGCAAAGAGGUUCAUUCUGUUUGACAAUAUUGAAUGUUGACUUCCAAGAUACGAAAUAUACAUAAAGCAUAGCCUGCAAUACCACUACAUGUUUUUCCCACAAAAACCUAAACUGUACGUCCUAUAAUUUUUUUUUUUACUGCAUCUUUCGAGACCAUGCCAUUAAAAAAAUGAUGUUUGCCACAGUCCUUUUAUCUAUUUUUUUAACCGUCUCAUUAAGCGCACGUUAUUGUAGAUAAAUAGAAACAUAAUGGAACAUGCAUGCUUUAUAACAUGACACAGUUUUAAGCAGAUUGAGUGUGAACAUGUACUGUAGGUAAGGGUAUCAAAAUAAAUGGGGGAAAUUGUAAGAUUUGUUUUCAUGAUGUUUCUGAUUAUAGCACAACCUUAGUUGAAGGUCAAGUCUCCAUUCUCAAUUACUGUUUUAACUUUAUUAAUUAAAGAAAAGUUGAAAUAUUUUUUCUUUAAUGUGAUGUUAAAAUAUUUCUCUAUGUAUCACAGUAACUGGUUCAGACCAGUUUAGAUAUUGUAUACCCCCACACUGUGUUUUCAGGAUUUCUUGUUGUGAAAGGGGUUUUAACUUUCAGAUGUGUAUGAAUGAAUAUGAUGCCUUUUCAAAUGUUGAGAAGUUUAUGCCACAGACUACCCUGAGUAACCGUCUGAUACUUUUCGCUUGCAAGCAUUAAACAGAUAAAGACAA